GAAAGCUCAAGUACGGUCAGAUAUUAAACGAAGAUCCGUUAGUUUAACAUUUUUUCUUCAAGAGAACAAGUUGAGCGUGGCUUUGAACUACAAGACCCGAAAAUGUGCGACUACCAGAUGGAGUACUCCUUUAUUUUUGAAGACAGCUCCUGCGAGGGCGAUGCCUCGAUGGCGUCCUACGACAAUGGAUUCGAGUCCAUGUGGCAUCAAGUGCGCGAGGAGUUGCAAAGGGAGCGGGAGAUGAAUGAGCUCUGCCAGGUUUUCCAGCAAAACUUGAGCAUGAGUCCGCCGGUCAUCGCGGAUAGAUGGAGAUUCUGACUGGACCUCCCAAGAGCCAGCUUAUUGUGAUAUUUGUAAAUUAUAGUUUUAGCAGUUCGUUCGCCACAUAAGUGGGACAUCGUGAAUGCACUUUUGAUAAGUGCUCGAUUAUUUUAUAUUGUAACUACCAACCUUGCGAGGUCAUCGUAUACAUAGUUUCUUGAAGUCAAUUUGUCCGUGUAUUCAAAUGUUUGCUUUCGUGAAAACUCGCUUUGUUUUGUCACUCUACCAAGUAAUCAAUUUGUACCAAUCGCAUAUGGUUGUCCUAGAUCUAAAAAUGGCAAAAAUUUGCCUUCUAUUGCACAUAAUGUAUACAAGAAGAACGAGGGAAACUCGAAAUUUGUCAAAUACUUACCCCAAAAAUAUAUAGAAAUAUAUUUU
Drosophila mauritiana is the source of this 699-nucleotide messenger RNA. RefSeq lists its product as uncharacterized. The transcript has 2 exons. NCBI's taxonomy places the organism in Eukaryota, Metazoa, Arthropoda, Insecta, Diptera, Drosophilidae. The record is from RefSeq and is a predicted model, not a curated record. The coding region runs from base 103 to 318 and encodes 71 amino acids.